Boeremia exigua is the source of this 2162-nucleotide messenger RNA. RefSeq lists its product as uncharacterized. Bases 207 to 1862 code for a protein of 551 amino acids. NCBI's taxonomy places the organism in Eukaryota, Fungi, Ascomycota, Dothideomycetes, Pleosporales, Didymellaceae. The record is from RefSeq and is a predicted model, not a curated record. The transcript has 2 exons.
UUUCUUGACGGCACAUUCUGUGACUCGCUUUUCCUGUUUGUCCUGCAACUCGUAUCCAUCAGUUAAGCGACGGGCCCAGAGUAUCAGUCAUUGAGCAUCGACAGUUGACUCAUAGCCAUUGCUCGCUUACCAGGUCAUCAGUUGUUAACAGCAGCUUCUACUUCCCAGCAACAGUCAGCGUUCACUGAGCCACCUGGUGCACGGCCAUGCCCAAGAAACACGCACCAGCCUACACGCAAGCCAAGCCGACCUACGUCCACCCAUCGCUGCAAAGCUCACGAGCUUCGUCUUCGACGCCUUCAGAACCGCAGUCCAUAAAUCAACGCCUACAGCAGCUGCGCCGCGAGCAAACGCCGCGAGCAACGCCCGAACAAAGAGAUGAGCUCACAUCGGCAGUAAGCAGCCGCACUGUCCCACCAGACUUGCGGCGCAUACUGCACAUCCCUGAGAUUAACGCUCCCAAACCAAAGCCAGGCCUGCGUUCACGUAGAGCAAUUGGCGGUGCAAGGCCACCACCAGGUCCGGCAGCGCCGACUAGCUGGCUCUUGUCGAGCCGCCAUGCACCAGAUCACGUGCGGAAGAUGAGGAGGCAGCAAUCCGGCGACGAGAGGAAUGCUCCAGCGUUCUGUAUGCUGGCGAGAGUGACGAAUGAUGAAACUAAGCGUCUGCCACCUGAUCGAAGCCUUGCGCACCACUGCCUCCGAACAUUUGCGUUGCACUGGGAGGAACUCUCCGAAUUCGAACAACAUUACCUUCCUACAAUACCCAUAUCGCUGAGAGAAGCAAUGCUGAGCUACAUAUCUGCCCAUGGUGCCACAUCGUGCUUGAAUCUCAGGUCUUUGAGGAUGUUGUUCCAGAAUGAAGAAGGUACUGGCACUUCGAGUUGGGAUGAAGUCCGUCUUCUGGAUUUCACAGGGCUAUUGUGUGUAGAUCUCACCAUCGGUGACGUCGGAAAGUGUCUCAAAAGACAGGCCCAACAGCUGCCGAAUGUGGAGGGCUUGCAGAUCACUGAAACAGCGCAGAGCAAGGGCAAAGAAAAAGCAGUGGAACUAGCCGAGACCUGGGAAGAAGAGGCUGAAGAAGCAGACAAUACUCCACCUGUUUUGGCGGCUGCACUCGCAACUCCAUACUUCACCAAUCUCAGCAGAUUGUCACUCGCACGCCCUGGCGCUUGGGCAUCAUGGCCGGAAUUGCUCAAAAUCUCACCGAAUCUGAACAAGAUUACCCAUCUCUCGCUUGCCUACUGGCCACGGCCGUCUACCACUCCAAACGCUGCGACAACCUCGAUGGUCUCGAAUGUCACGACGGUGUCUCUUGGUGGUUCUCACUUCUACUCUGACCUCGACGAUGAUUGGCACGAAGCUACGAAUAUCCUACGGCGAUUCUCGGUCAAUACGUACUCGUUACAAUGGCUCGAUUUGGAAGGGUGUAGCUGGUUGAAAGCACUUAGCUGGCGCUCGGAUGAUCUUCUCUCCGUCUCCAGGUCAGAUCAUGACCCAGAAGAAUGGCAAUAUCAUACAGUAUCGCCUGGCCCAGACUGGAACGAUGCGUGGCGGCGAAUCACGUAUUUGAACUUUUUCCAGGGUUGGAUACCUGCGGAUGUCCAGUCGCUGCAAAAUAUACCAGCAGGCAUGGUACCCGUGCAAUUGAUGCGUUGGCUACGGGAGAAUAAGGACAAGAGCGAUGUGAGCUGGAAACUGAACGCGCAUGAAGCAGGUCACGCUGUAUCUGAGUGGAUCAGUCGAGAGAAGGCGGCCAGGACUGUGAAGCAAGAGAUUCUCGCCGUUCGACGAGCAAAAAAAGGGGCAUGGUGUAACAUCGACCAUGGAUGGGGUAGUCCUGUUGAACCCAAAGCCUCCUAGUAGCGUUCUCAGAGUGGUAAUAAGAGCAAAAAAUGCUUGUACCACUUAUCAAAAUACUACUUGACAUGGAUAUCUUUCAACCACGCCUAACAUGUGAUUUCAGCAUUCACUGACACCCAAGCAGAUCUGUAUCAGGUGGGAAAUAGGCGAGCCAUGGCACACCAAGCAGUGACCAGUCAGCAGUCAGAUCCACAUCCAAAGAUGCCUGAUCGAUUGUUGGCAUGUGUUCUAUGUCGUGUGAAGGACCGGCUUCGCUACUUUGAGACUGCGGCAUCGAGUUCGCGACAUCACAGACGCUGC